CAAGUUCUGUUCGUCCAUCCUCACCACUUCUUUUGGCUCAUCGGAUUACAGCAGGGUGCACGCCGGCAACUCCGACUCCAACUAGAAAACCUCGAUAAAGAACACAUAUCAUCAUGUCUGGUCUACAGUGUCUUGGUGAAGACAACAUCUGGUUUGAGAAGCCCCGCUACGACGAGGCUGAGAGACGCUUCUACGAGGGAGCCAACGGGCCCUCCACACACUCGCACCACCAGGUAAAGUCACCCCUCCAAGGUAGAGCACGAUCUCGUCCCCAGAAGCGCCAGCACAGGAAUUCUUCCUCAGCCAGUGGGGACCAGGAGUUGGUGUCUCGUAUGAAGAGUCUGGAGCUGGAGAACCAGGAACUGCACAAAGUGGUGGGGGAUCUGAGAACAGCCUUGUUCAAGCUGGAGAACAGAGUCCAGGUUCUGGAGAGGAGCCCAGCUGUUCCCUGUGCCAAGGCGGUGACUGUUCAGUCUGUGAAGGUAGAGGAGGAGGAUGAUGAUGAUAUGGACCUCUUUGGGAGUGAUGAGGAGGAGGAUGAAGAGGUAGAGAGGCUGAAGGAGGAGAGAAUCGCUGCCUACGCUGCCAAGAAGUCCAAGAAACCAGCGCUCAUCGCCAAGUCCUCUAUCCUGCUGGAUGUCAAGCCUUGGGAUGAUGAGACAGACAUGUCUAAGUUGGAGGAGUGUGUGAGGUCUGUUGUAGCUGACGGUCUGCUGUGGGGUCAGUCCAAGCUGGUUCCCGUGGGUUACGGCAUAAAGAAGCUCCAGAUCGGGUGUGUUGUCGAGGACGACAAGGUGGGGACAGACCUGCUAGAGGAAGAGAUCACCAAGUUUGAGGACUACGUCCAGAGUGUCGACGUGGCUGCCUUCAACAAGAUCUAAGCCUCUCCUUUCCUUCCUCCUUCCUCUCCUCCCUCCUUCCUCUCCUCCCUCCUUCCUCUCCUCCCUCCUUCCUCUCCUCCUUCCUUCCUCUCCUCCUUCCUCCCCUCCUUCCUCUCCUUUCCUUCCUCUCCUUUCCUCCCUCCUUCCUCUCCUUUCCUCCCUCCUUCCUCUCCUAUCCUCCCUCCUCUCCAGUCAUCCAAAGAGUUACUGCUGCUCUCUGCUUGCACAGUUACUAAUAAAACAGCUUUAAGCACAAA
This is a messenger RNA of Salvelinus fontinalis (brook trout), 1138 nucleotides long. RefSeq names its product elongation factor 1-delta-like. Gene Ontology annotation, cellular component: eukaryotic translation elongation factor 1 complex; cytosol. The record is from RefSeq and is a predicted model, not a curated record. Gene Ontology annotation, biological process: translational elongation. The transcript has 9 exons. Gene Ontology annotation, molecular function: translation elongation factor activity; guanyl-nucleotide exchange factor activity. The coding region runs from base 114 to 881 and encodes 255 amino acids. NCBI's taxonomy places the organism in Eukaryota, Metazoa, Chordata, Actinopteri, Salmoniformes, Salmonidae.